AUGGCGUGUUUCUCCUACCUCGUGGAAAAUGUAUGCCCGGUACCAGUUGGCAACGUUGCUACACUGGGCGCAGCUGUUGGUGCUUUCAAUAGUGCCAUAAGGAGUGCAACUUUCGCGAAAGCCGGAACCUUAGCCUUCAAGCACGUAGCUGAUGCUGUGAAGAGAGUUGCUAACUUUAUAGGAAGUAAAACGCUAAACGCUAUAGCGACAAACGGAGCUUUUACUCGUAUAAAAGGAGCAGCGUUAGCAGCGAAGAAGGCAGCGGCGAUAGCUGCAGUGCAGGGUGCCGUGCUGGGCACGGGCGCGGCAAUUGGCGCUGCGGUUGUCGCCCAUAAACCUUACGUUGCCCACAAUGAAGAGAAAACUCUGCCAUGGCUUCACCAUCUGCUUCACGUAAACGCUGAACCUCAAAAUGAAGAAAUCUUUGCUGAACAUUAUGAAUUGCCAGAUGAAGAACUUGAGUUUAAUGAAGAGGCUUCUCCAUGGCACAGUUAUCCUCCAGAACACUUCGAAGCUGCCUAUAGAUAA
Molecule: messenger RNA, 528 nt
Organism: Parnassius apollo (apollo)
Lineage: Eukaryota; Metazoa; Arthropoda; Insecta; Lepidoptera; Papilionidae
Source: the annotation of a GenBank genome assembly